Staurois parvus is the source of this 551-nucleotide messenger RNA. NCBI's taxonomy places the organism in Eukaryota, Metazoa, Chordata, Amphibia, Anura, Ranidae. The record is from the annotation of a GenBank genome assembly.
CCGGUAUUCCCCAGAACCUGCUCCUCCCCCUUCCGCUCCCCAAAGGUCUGCAGUCUCUGGUCAUCUCCUGUACUAUGUCCGCAGUCUCUGGUCUUCUCCUGUACUGUGUCCGCAGUCUCUGGUCAUCUCCUGUACUAUGUCCGCAGUCUCUGGUCAUCUCCUGUACUAUGUCCGCAGUCUCUGGUCAUCUCCUGUACUAUGUCCGCAGUCUCUGGUCAUCUCCUGUACUAUGUCUGCAGUCUCUGGUCAUCUCCUGUACUAUGUUCGUAGUCUCUGGUCAUUUCCUGUACUAUGUCCGCAGUCUCUGGUCUUCUCCUGUACUGUGUCCGCAGUCUCUGGUCAUCUCCUGUACUAUGUCCGCAGUCUCUGGUCAUCUCCUGUACUAUGUCUGCAGUCUCUGGUCAUCUCCUGUACUGUGUCCGCAGUCUCUGGUCAUCUCCUGUACUGUGUCUGCAGUCUCUGGUCAUCUCCUGUACUAUGUCUGCAGUCUCUGGUCAUCUCCUGUACUAUGUUCGUAGUCUCUGGUCAUUUCCUGUACUAUGUCUGCAGUC